CCUACCGGCAUUGCACUACUUCACAUUCACUACACAAAAAGCCAAGGGAACCUCUGCACCCAGUGUCAUGGCAGGAGAGGGGAUCACUAUUUCCCACUGGAUAGCAAGCCCUGUGCGCUACCAGGAGCACUUCAAAACCAGGAAUCUUGCUGAAUGCACUGAAGAUCAUCGACUGUUUGCCCUGCCAGGACCUCAAUGUCUGCCGCUGAAAAUGGACACUGAAGGGAGACAAACAGACACUGAGGACGAGGAUUCAGGAGAGCCAUUAUUUCAAGUCCUGCUGGACGUGACUCAGUUUAAACCAGAAGACAUCCUCAUACAGGUCCUUGAGGGGUGGCUGCUGAUCAGAGUUCGGCACGGGGUGAGGAUGGACGAGCAUGGGUUUGUGUCGCGAAGUUUCACCAGACAGUAUCAACUGCCUGACCGUCACCUCCAGGCAGGAGACCUCAAAGCCAUGCUGUGCCAUGAUGGGAUACUAGUGGUGGAGACCAAGGACCAAUGGUGGCCAGCGUGUGAUUAGGACAACACAGUGAAUUAACACCAUUCAUCAGGACAUUAACAAACUUGGGCUGUGUUAGUUGAACAUUUUUGUUGUGAUCAGUUAUCCGGUAAAGCGAUCACAUUCUUUGCUUUUGUAUGACAGUUUUGCUUUGUUUUGCAUGCCCCAAGAUGUUUAAUAUUCAGCUUGAUUUCCUGCAUAAUGCUUAG
This is a messenger RNA of Carassius carassius (crucian carp), 708 nucleotides long. RefSeq names its product heat shock protein beta-3-like. The coding region runs from base 68 to 520 and encodes 150 amino acids. NCBI's taxonomy places the organism in Eukaryota, Metazoa, Chordata, Actinopteri, Cypriniformes, Cyprinidae. The transcript has a single exon. The record is from RefSeq and is a predicted model, not a curated record. Gene Ontology annotation, cellular component: nuclear speck; cytoplasm.